Messenger RNA from Seriola aureovittata, 6829 nucleotides. It is a transcript of the gene c15h5orf24, whose product is annotated as chromosome 15 C5orf24 homolog. The transcript has 2 exons. The record is from RefSeq and is a predicted model, not a curated record. Lineage: Eukaryota; Metazoa; Chordata; Actinopteri; Carangiformes; Carangidae. The coding region runs from base 788 to 1414 and encodes 208 amino acids.
GGUGGAUCUGUGAGAGAUUCACACAAACAGAGACAAUACCUACUCUAUAGCUCGUUUUUUUGUCUUAUUCUGUUCCGGGAUGUCUACCAUAUAAGGAGUUAUUUUUUCUAGGGUGGCCUUCAAACAAUAUCAUAAGUUCAGUCUGUUCUUCUGUAACGUUGCACAGCAAGUUUUAUAAAAAGUCACUUAGUUAUAAGCAUAUUAUGGUUACAUCAACAAUGCACACAUUAUUUUAUUAAAAGUAUAAAAACAGAUUAAUAUAAAAUCCUCUACAAUAGCCUUUCGUUUGUUUAUUAUUCAUCAGUAGUGGGAAGUGCUAUUUUUUAAGCAGUGCAACUGAAUUAUGGCUCAAUUUCGGGACGAUCGGGAUAAUAAUAAAAAAUAACGCAGGUUUUUGCAGCAGUAUCGCCGCUUGUUAGAUGCAAAUGAACAGUUUUUAAAGUGAAAACAGCGUUUGGAUGUCAGCGGUUCAGGAGGGGAAGGAGAAACCCCUCUCUGCGCAUGCUCAGACUGCGCUCCCCGUCUUAUUAAUUUUUAAUGGAAAAUGGCUGCGUUUCUUAUCCAAACCUCUGGAGCAGGGAAAUAAAAACGCGUCCAGCCGAACCAUCUCGCGUCUUCUUAACGUUCACACCGACACAAUCCGAUGUGGUGAUCACUCGCUAGCUGGCCGAUGUCCUGUGGUGCGAAAAUAUUUGGGGAAAUGGAUGGACUCGCGCUUUGAGAGAUGAAAGAUCAUUUUUCUCCUUAACCCUUUCUGCUCCGAGAUCUGCGAACAAUCGAGCAGACGAUGAUGCGCCAGGUGACAAGCAGUGACUUCUGCAUGAAUAGCAGGCCGUCGUGCUUAGCAGAGGACGGCCACCACCACCCCGCCUCCCACUUUGACCUGUGCACCUCCCAGUCCAACAAGUUCUACCCUCCUCCCCCUCCGUCGUCCCUUCAGAUGACACUGACGCCCAUGGCCUUACCCACCCAGAGUCACAAGCCCAUGGUGUGCCAGAGACAGGAAGUGCUUGGGGGUGACCCCCGCUCAUCUGGAAAAAUACCAGGCAUUAAAAGCACUGAUCAAGCGCCAGAUGACCCCAAGAAGAAGAACAAAGCUGUUGGGAAGACAGGCAGACGCGGGAGGCCUUUGGGAACCACCAAGCUAGCCGGAUACAGAACCAGUACGGGACGACCCCUCGGCACCACCAGAGCCGCUGGUUUCAAGACAAGCCCUGGAAGACCGCUAGGUACAACCAGAGCAGCGGGGUACAAGGUCAGCCCCGGACGGCCUCCUGGCAGCAUCAAAGGCCUCUCUCGCCUCAACAAACUGGCUUAUGGUAGCACCUGCAGUGGAGCUGCUUUCCCCUAUCCGCUACCACACAAAGAAAUCCUCUGUGAACCUUCCUGCAAAGAGAAGACGGCUAAUGAGUAAAAGCUCUACCCUGUUUCUACUCACCCUCCAUCAGUGGAAUAAGAGACGCACGUGUACAGGUUUCCUGCCAGAUACUGGGGGUGACUGUAUUCUUUCCCAGUCUGUUGUGAGGCUGAGAGGAGGAGAUUUUCUAAGAUUCGUGUUGGUGUCAUCUGUGUGCCUGCCACCUGAUAUAAUACUGUUAGUUUUUCAGUGUUACUGCUGGAGAUCUAUAGCCUGUGAAAGGUUUAACUACUCAUUGCUGUAUCCGUUUUCUUGGGAAAAAAAGUAAUACCUGAUGUUCAUUGAGCAAGGGGCUUUUAUCUUACUAACAACUGUAGUGGUCAUUCAUGACAAGUUUCAUUUUUAGUGUGCUAUAUGUUGCAUUUUAACAUCAACAAAUGAUUGAAACAUUCAUAUUAAAAUGUUUAAUUACUGUAAACAAAGGAGACCAUAGGUGAGAGGAUUGAUAACCACAAUUAUGUGAUGUACAGCACAAAACAAGGACAAAUUUUCUUUUGCAUGUCCAUUACACUACAAUUUGAAUAUCAUAUCAGCUUUUGUUGUUGGAUAUACACUCUUGUUCUUGCUCUUUAAACAAACACAUGCAAAGCAAGAAAGAAUGGAAGAGAGGGACAAGCAGCAGUGCUGUCUUUGCAGCAGAAGGUUUGUUGGAAAUAUAGUCUUUAAUUUAAAACAACAAAAUGCUAUAUGUAGUACCUUGUAUAUGUCACAUUUGUGAAAUGGGAGACAUAUCACUGGAUUCAAUUUCUUCAGUUUGAGUGUCUGCUUUCGAGCAGAUUCAGAGGAGUAGUUGGGGGUUAAGUGCCUUGCUCAAUGGCACUUCAGCAAAAGAUUUACAGAUAAUCUCCCAGGCUAACAGCACCCAAAAACUGAAACCUAGUCAAUACAACCUUUUCCACUCAGCUCCAGACUAAACACUAAAAAAAAAAAAAACAUGACUCCUGCCAAUAAACUCUUACUGUUCACACUCUUAAAGCCCCGACCCCCACAAAAUGUCUACAUAUUAUUUGCAUGCAAAUGUUGUCAAAGCAGCCGAGUCAACUUACAGAUUCUUGUGAGAAAUUUUUGCAGCAACUAAGUUCACCUCCUGCUUUUUCUUACAACCUACAAAAAAUUGGUCAGUGUGGACUGCAGUUGCCUCAUUUGUUUAUUUUCUCGCCAUGGAAAAGUUGUCUGUGGGUAAACAUGUGGAUGAACAGUGUUUAUAUGUUCUGCUUGGUACUUGAUCGCUCUUCAUAAUUGUAAAAUUUGAGGAAGUUCGUCUCGGCCACGAGACAGUUGAGUCAGAACCUCACUGUAGCAAUGAGAAAUUGGUGACUGUACUACUGGUGGAAAUGGUUUCUCUGGUUUAAUUUUGUCAGCUUGCCAUGGGCUGGGUGCUGCUACAGAUACCAAAAUUACACGUUUUUAUAGCUGUUUUAGUACACAACUUCAUUUUUUUCCCCAAAUUUACAUAACAUCCCAAAUUUCUCAAAAACAAUUUAAUUUUGUCUCACCUUAAAGCAGCAAAACAACACCCAGUCUUAGUCUUGUCCUAAAAUGUCUCUUGGCAAUAUUUCUAAAAUGUUUAUUUUGUGGUUAUUAUCAAAUCUAAUUACAUUUUGUGAUUUUUGUUGUAAUGUCCAAACUCAUAUCACAAAAUCUGGCCUAGUCAGGUCAGUUUUGUACCAUUUGAGACUUUACCGAGAGAGACUACAUUGCUUUACUUAUGCUUUGUAAUGUUGUCUUGUCACAUUGUAGGUUAAGUCUGUCACCCAAAGAAUUACCCUGUAUCUCUUGUGUUAUACAUCAAAACCUCUAGUUGCAGUAUUAAGUCUAAAAAAGGAUAAAAAAAUUAUUUAAGAAACAAAAUUCAAGAACAAGUAAAGGUAGAUUUUGCUUUAAUGUUACAUUUGUCCUGAAAAAAUGAGCAGACUGAUAUUCAAAAUAUCAGAUUUGUUAACAUGAAUGUGUCGCUGAAUCCACUGACUAUGAUUGAUAUGGCAGUUACAUUGUAGUUGUAAAACUUUUAAAACUAAACUUUUCGUAAAAAGAAAAGCAUUUAUUAUUAAUAUCCUUUAUUUGAUGUGACAUUUGUGUGACAGACAUGUACACAAGCUAAAGCCUCAAAUAUGUUAUUGGUAUCCUGUUCACAGAUCAACAAAUACAUGCAAGACAUAUGUUUGGAUUUGCAAUUUAAUGGUGAGGAAGUUAUUGUGAACAAAUAAGACCAUCACUGAGGAAACUGUCAUCCACUGCUGGCCUAUAUUUUGUAUUUUUACACUGAGCAGGCAGGGGGCGCUGUUUCUCCAGAACAAAAAGCUAGAGUUGUCAGAGAUAUCAGAAACAGAGGAAAACAGUUCUCAGUAAACAGAAAAAGUACUUCCAGCAUGUCGAUCCUCGUUAACACAUGCCAGAGAAGAACAACUCAACGUUCAUGGAGACUUCUAUGGCAUUUAUAACCACUACCACAGGUGUUAGACGGAGGCCGCAAAAUCAUCUCAGUCAUGGUCUCAUUUAUUUGACAAUUAUGUAUUGAUGUUUUAAUUUCUACAUGUUGCUUCUUACUUUUCACUCGUAAACUAGUGGUAUCAAUCUGUCAGUUUAAAAAAAAAAAAUAAUCACAAGGUUUAUGUUACUAUUUAUUAUGUUUUUCUAGGUACAUUAUCAUAGCCCUGUAGAGCACUUGAAUCUGACUGUUGGGGAAGCUGGUGUUGAUGUUGACGUUGAUGUAACAUGUAAUAAUUAAGUUCAACAGAUAGUUUUAUUGGUUCAAAAUGAAUUAUUUCACAACAUGCUUAAUGCAUCGUAAAUAUAGUCAAUCACAUGCAGUUAAAAUAUGAUUUUGAUCCAAAAUAACUGCUUGACUCUUUAUUGUGUUCAAGUUUUCAUCAUUUGGCAAAUGAGUUUUUAGUGCAAAAAUGGAAUCUUACAACUCGCCCAGAUGAACGUUCAGUUUUUGCUAUUAUUCAUAUAUAGGGAAUUCAAAUCCUAAGAGUGAAGAAAUAGUACAGCUUCACUGAGUUAAUCUCUCAUGACAAAAUUUUAAAUGGUUAAAUUUGGUGCAAUAAUCUGUUGUAUGUAUUGUACUGUGGAAACUUUGAUACUAUCACUUUUUAUUAUUGUUGUAUUUUGAUACUGGUGUACAAGGCCUUUUAUCACUUGUUUUGUUGAUGUGUACAGUGUUAAACAGAGGUUACUGAAAAGUCACAUACAAACCUCCUUUUCAUCCUCCUUUACCAAAGAACAUGAUGCUAUCUAACUAGGCAUUUAUGCUAUUUGAGUUAAAAAGUAUUCCAACAUCUCACAAAAUAACCUUAGCACGAAAACUCCUGUAUAAAAAUGUAAAUGAAAAAGCACUUGGAGACCACUAUCCCAUAAAAGAUAGUAUGAUUGUUUGGAUUAAUACAAAACCUUUAAAUAAUAGUUGCAUUUGAAGCUCUAAACAUGCAGGUGUAAUUGUUCAUUGUUCAAAUGAUUAAAAUGACAGUUUCUUGAAUGCAUUGUAAAUUGCAAUACAUUGAUGAUGUGAACUUAGUUCCUUACAUUUCUUUGUUUUUGUAUCCAUCUGUUAUUCUACAUUGAAAAUAUUUCUCUUUUUUUUAUAUAUAUAAUUCUUAUGUAGCCGUGUGUUUUUUUUUUUCUCAACAGUUUUAUUUUUUAUUUUCAAACAUUUAAUUUUUUGUUUUUUAGGUUCACACAGUGAGGUGGAGCCUUAUGGGAUAAACAUGCUGGUAGGAUGCACUGUUAGCUAGAUCUGACUUUUUCACCACAGAUAUUUUUAAAAACACAGGUGUAUAUAAAAUGAAAGAUGGUUUAAUUCCAUUUAGCUGCUUCAGUUUCAGGGUCCUGGUAUUGUGCAUGCUGGUUCACUGUCACACUGUCAUGUCUUACUGGGACACUUAAAUGGAUCAUUAAUAUUCCUAGUAACAUCUUCAAAAUGUAUCUGCUGUGAAAAGGGCCUUUUGCAAUAGCUUCUGAAACUUACUGAAGCUUUCUUACUGAAAAGCUGAAACAUGUUUUGCACUUCUUUUUCCUGUUUUUCUGUUUCCGUUUUUCUGUUUUAUGUCCAUAUUCUCAGCUAACUGGGUAUCUACUGUCACUUCAGCAGCUACAGCUAAUUUGCUAGCAGCUGCUCCACAGCUAGCUAGAUGUGAAGACCCACAAAAGUCUUGAGCUUGUUUAAAACAGUGUUUGGUGAGAAAAAUAAACAGUUGAAUAAAUUAAGUAACAAAUUCAGAAAGGUUUUUCAGAACUGUACCAUCCCUAGCUAGCAUACGGAGUUAAGAGCAUGAUGUCCUGUUGCAAAAGAUUAGCUUAGCCUGUCAUGUCAUUUUGUUCUGUGAUUCAGUGAAGUCUGUUUAUCAGUCUAGCGCAAGGUUAUGUUGUAGGGCUGGGUUGUUAAUAAUUUGUGUUAGACAACACAAAGGUCUCGGCUGGCUGUGGCCUAAGGGAAUGUAUUGUCAUUGAAUGCUAACAAAAUAAUUGUCGCAUUGACUCAGUUAAUAAAAGGAGUUGUACAAAUCCAGUACAGUAGAAGUGGAUAUUAAUUUAGGUUAGAAUGUGGACGGAAAACCCCAGGAACAUGUUUCAGCUUCAGGCCGAUGAAAGAAAAAUUAAAAGUUAUUAAUGUUAGCUAUGGCUAUGUAAAGGGGACUAUGUUUAGACUAGGAUUAAAGAUGGCUGUGGUCGGCCAAGUGUUUGACAUGGUUGAACUGUCGCAAACAAUUUAAGAACACCUGCACAUCACAAUGAUUGUGUGUCAUAUUAUCUCACUGACUUGUUCUAAAUGGUGAAAAUGACCUUUAGAUGAUGACAGUGUAAUGACUGAUGUAUUGCCAGUGUAAAGCGUAACCUCAGCUGUUUCACUAUGAAGCUUUGAGUUUCUAAUCUAAAAUAUUUUGUUCAGUGUAUGGCCAAGGUGUAUGUGUUGCUAAAAACUAUUUCUUUUUUCUGAAUUUUGUUUACUUGAUGAAAGGCACUGACAUUUUGGAUCAUGACCCUCUGAGCAGGACACUGCAGAAAGCAUAAGGGAUUAAAGGAGGAUUAUAGAAGGUGGAUUUCCUAAAAUAGACUCAAUAAAGUGGUUAAUUUACUGACAUUCUCGUCAUUUUUAGCCAUAAUAUUUCAAGUGAAAUCAGCGCCUACAUGAGGCACAGAUAUCAAUGGUUGUUUUCACAUUAUUGUUUUUUGAGUGAUUUUUUUCUCUCACCAUCUUCAGCAAUAAAUCAACACAUGGUCUGUUGUCUGUAGAUGAUGAUUUAAAAAAAUAUUACCUCACAUUUUGAGUGUUUUCGAGAAGAUGUGAAGCUCAGUUAUUCCUAAAGUGUGAUUGGCGACGCCUGUAAAGCUUUGUAUAAUUCCCAUUUUAUUCCUGCAUGAUUGUUGUGGAAUGUUCAAAAGUUGUGUAAUAAAUCUGAAAGUAAAACUUCA